Messenger RNA from Sycon ciliatum, 4209 nucleotides. RefSeq names its product complement receptor type 2-like. Bases 291 to 3374 code for a protein of 1027 amino acids. Lineage: Eukaryota; Metazoa; Porifera; Calcarea; Leucosolenida; Sycettidae. The record is from RefSeq and is a predicted model, not a curated record. The transcript has 16 exons.
ACGAUAGCAGGCCAAACGGCGAGUCCUUGUCAGACCUAAGCUUGUGGCGCGAGACUGAGGCGAAAGUAAUAUCGAGCUCCGGCAGGCAGCAGUACUUUGAUCAAAAAAAUCUUCUUCUUGUGUUCGAGGCAACCUAUCUUGCAAGUAACUUAGUUCCAGCAAAGCCAAAACGGGAAAUCCCACUAGGUUCAUAAGGAGCGCUGCUGCCAAAUAAGUUCGUCGCAAAGGAGUGGAACAAGUGAGACAGCUUGGACGACAUUGGGGGCGCGACAGGUGUAUACGUCGCACUGAUGGAAGGCCGUGCAGCCAUGCGGCCAAGCAUCGCCACCAUCGUGUUGCUAAUAGCAACCGCACUGCUGCUGCUGCUACCACCGCCGGUACCAGCUGACGACGUCGACGAGGUCUUGCGGCAACUUGAUCUAGAGCCUCAUCAGCAGCAGCAGCAGCACGGCGGGAGACAAAAGCGAAGCGUAGGGAGGGGACUGGCCUGUCAUGCGGGAUAUAUAUCGGAUUCUCCCACCGCAUGCUCUACGCUGGGUAGUUUGCUGAUCGCUCUUGCCAAUGUUAAGGACGGAAGCUCAUACGACCUGACGAUUACAACCAUUCCUGAUAACAACCCUACUCCUAAAGUUGUCAAUCUGAAGGCGCAGACGCUGUCAGCCACUUAUCAGCCUGACGCUAUUCCAGCAGGCCUUGCUGCCACAACACAGGUCAUAGUUGCUGUGUUUGCAGUGGGCACUACAACACCUCUCAAUUCCUACAUAAAGGCUGCAGGCUGUAGGUCACCAAAGAUCCCCAACAGCAUCCCUUUCAAUGUUCCGUGCAUGCACGGCGUGAGAGCUCAAGUCUACUGCCUGACCGGCUAUAGCUUGGUCCCGGCUAGACCGGGCGACGGUGGCACUAUGGCGUACCUCAACGGUAUCGGUUGGACGGACAUUCCACGAUGUCAAGCACCUAUGUGCCCACCUCCGGGCCCGGUGGCCAACGGCAGCCUGCAAAUCAACGGUCGCAGUCCCGGCGAUAGCUACACAAUUGCGUGCUCGUCGGGUUACAAGCUCCGCGGCGACUCGAGCACGGUCGUUUGCCGACCAGACGGAUCCUGGGCGCAAAAGAACGCAACCUGUCAAGAAAUCACCUGCAGUUUACCAGCCUAUGUUCCAGACGGCCGGGUGAACUUCACGAGCUUAAGCGAAGGCAGCGUGUACACGGUAACGUGCAACCAGAACUACAGGCUGCCGAGGGGAGUGCCGGCAAAUCCACAGGCGCGGUGUCGCAGUGACGGGACCUGGGAGCCACUGCCAGUCGUGUGUGAACGCGUAACCUGCCCACUGCCUUCCAUCCCGGCUGAUGGCUACCUGACUAUCACGGGGUUAACAGUGUUCAGCACCAGUGACUUGCACUGUGACCGCGGAUACACUGUCCAAGGAAAAUCAAUCAGGGUUUGUCAGCCUGAUGGCACCUGGUCUAAACGAGGAACUUGCCGACCCAAGGCAACUUGUCCGAUCCCAGUACCGUACGUACCCCAUGCUCAACCCGACAUCGGCGGCCAUUUUGAAAGUGACCACUACUCCCUUGCGUGUGAUGCUGGAUUUAAGGCCUCGCUGGGUGAUUAUGGAACUGAUAUAUCUUACUGCGGAUCGGACGGCGCAUGGUCAGUGUUGACCGUCACCUGCAAGCCCGAGUUCUGCCAGUUGCCGACGCAACCAAGCACAGGAGUUAUCGCCGUUGGCAGCCUGGCCAUAGGCGGUACUGCCACCUUGCACUGUCCAGAAUUGUAUACCCCGCGUGGACCCACGCUGAUAACCUGCACUGAGAGCGGUACCUGGGUGCCAAAACCAGGACGGUGUGAAAAGGAAGUCACAUGUCCAAGGCCUUUAGCUAUACCCAAUGGCCAGGUCAAGAUCGAUGGGUUGCUUGUGGGUGACAGAUAUACCAUGGGAUGUGACUGCGGAUUUGUACCCGAACUGGGGUCUAUGGGAACGGCUAGCUCAGCAUGUCAAAGUGAUGGUACUUGGUCACCUCUGACGGCGACAUGCAAACCCAAAUCCUGCCCACUGCCUGUGCCGCCAGCCAAUGGCUACGCUAACGUUCUACACCUGGAUGUUGGCAGUGCGUACGCUCUAGACUGCCUGGAAGGCUAUGCCCUCCGUGGAGCAGGGUAUGUGCGGUGCAGAGCGGACGCCACUUGGGAGCCACAAGGCACAUGCCAACCAUUGCAAGGGCGUAAAAGUUGCCCGAUACCACCCCACGUUGCCAAUGCUGAUCUGGUAGUUGGUGGCGUAACACCCGGCAAUAAGUACUCCGCACAGUGCAGAAGCGGGUACAGCCUCUCAACCGGCGCCGGCAAAGCUGAAGCAACGUGUCUCGGCACCGGCCAUUGGACACCGCUGGCGGGCAGGUGUGAAGCACAACUCCAACCAGCACCAUUGAAAACCUGUCCAACUCCGGUGCAGCCAGACAACGGCCGUAUUGAGUUCAACAACCUGCAGAUAGGUGGUAUGUACACCGUGGAGUGCUCCGCGGGAUACGUUCUCAAUGGAUCUCGACUGGCACACUGCACACAGAAUGGUACCUGGAGUGCAACCCAAGCGACCAGGUGUCAAGUCGAAAGCACUAGUCUUCCACCAACAGAAGCAUUCUCCAACGCAGCCGGCGGCUGGAUCAAACGCCCUGGCAACAUCACCGUCACCGUCUUGAUCUGCGUUGCUGUGGCUCUGGCUAUGCUGGCCGCGUGCACAAUGACGAUUCAUUGCCGACAGAAGCGUCGGGCCAUGUCCACGCCAGUGAUCAGCAGCCAUUCGUCGAGGCAUGUCUCCCCGGACAGGUACAGGAAGCACGGGCAGCAGGCCUACGGAUCUCAGAAGUCGUUCUGCCAGGGCCGACUGGGCUCGGACGAUCCGGAAAACUACAACGGAACUCUGGGCUCGUAUAUCUGGCGUCCGGCCGUCGGCUCGCCUGACUCCAGCUCCACGCGCCACUCAAUGGUGUCGAGGGGUCCGCCGCUGCCCCUGCCGCCGCGGUCUGACUACGCCAACCCCAAGGACCCGACGUAUCUGGACUUAACCAACCCCAAUCUGGACGCUAUUUCCACCGCGUUCAGCUGCGUGAGUCGCAAUCAGGCUGCAGUGAACCGCACUGAGUCUCAGGAGACCUCACUGGGUUUCGAUCCACACGUGUCCGUUCUCUGCUCCAAGGAAGACGACUCCAGCAACGACGAUGCGGGCUACAUGCGCGACGUGGAUGUGGUGGCCGCCCGAAAGAAAGUGCUCUCGAAGUCGUUUAAGAAGGUCAACAAGAGCCCGCCGCUUCCGGAACAGGGAGUGCAGGCCUCGAAAUCCUUGCCGCGGAUCAUGCCAAUGGGUGGCAGCAAAUAAGCCGCCUGACUGUGAAAUGCAAGUGUGACUUGUCGGCUGCAGGGUCCUCUCCCGGAGUGCUGAAGGCCUGAAGCCGGCGAGCAGGUAUAGAGCCGUGUGAAUGGGCCGCCUGAACGCCAUUCGCAAAGCGACGUGCACUCGCUUCUCUGGUCUAUACGAGGCGGCCCGGACAUCGCGGGCGGCGUGGACUAGCACGUCAGUGCCGGUACUGCACGCCGUGUGUAUGCUCGGUGUAACCCGCACUAUAGAGUGAGUGCAGUACGGUCAUGCUUGCAGCACCACAAUAGUCCCUUUCAGACUGUGGCAUUCCUUCCUCAAACUAUUGAUAGGGGGAUUUAAUCCAGUUCUGAUUUUAAUUUCUUUCAACGGUUGGUUCUCCAACGGCCACGGUUGGUUUUACCGCCUUCCCGCUCAUUGGCAACAGCAUGCCUUGGGAUGUGAAAUGAUUACCAUAGAUAAAUACUUUGAAGUAAAUAAUUCAGUAAUUUCGGUAGAGAACGCGCACCGUCGUUUAGCAUACUACCCAGUUUUGAGGUAUAAAGUUAUAAACUAUACUUAGACGUGAAACAAUGCACUAUAUCACACACACACACGCACACACACACACACACACACACGGUUUAGUGUAUGUUACGAGAGAUGCCGAUGGCCUGAUUUUCUACAUGUAGUUCAAAUUCAAGCCUCUUUUGGCGUGACUGUGCAGACCCGAUUGGCAGAAAAAAAUGCUGUCCUGUCUGCUCUAAGUUAGUUGUUCUUCUCUAGCAUGCACGGACCUCAGAGUUGACACUUGUGUGGAGCGGCUACUUACGCUUUACCGGUAUACUGUUCUCAGUGU